AUGCUGCCCGACUGUCGCCGCCUGCUUGCUCGGCUUCUCGCCCUCCUCGCGCUGCUGCUGCUGAUCGUCGGUGUACAUGGCCGUAUAGGAUUGAACUGCGGCAGUCAUGGCCUGAUAUACUACUACUUUGAACAUCGUCGCAGAGAACCCAAACGGCUGCACAGGUCUGCCCUCUCCAGACUGUCCAGACUGUGGAUAGCAGCAGGUCUCCCUCCGAAGCAUAUGCCGACGCCGAUGACAUCUCAGGAUGUUCUGUAUCGUUCUACAAGAGUUGAUUUUGUUUCUGUAUGGUAG
Triticum turgidum subsp. durum (durum wheat) is the source of this 294-nucleotide messenger RNA. NCBI's taxonomy places the organism in Eukaryota, Viridiplantae, Streptophyta, Magnoliopsida, Poales, Poaceae. The record is from the annotation of a GenBank genome assembly.